UAUCUACACUCGUUAUCUCCUUCGUCGUCUUCUCCUCCACUCCCCGACACCGCCGCAUCACUUCCCGCCAUGCCGCCACCGCCACCGCAGCGGCCAGCUCCCUCCCGCGCCGGCCGCGUCAACCUCUUCUCCGCCCCGCCUCCUCCACUCUCCAACCGCCGGUACCCCCAGCACCGGUCCCUUCCCCUCCCGCCAGUCCCCCCUCGCCGCCGACACCCCAAGAACCACGCCGAGCAGCCUUCCGAAGACCAGGAGCCGACAGACGGCGGUCCAAGAGCGACCACCACCACCAACAACCCCGCCUUCCGCGCGACCCACCUCCGCACCGCGUACCGCAAGCCCGUGCCCCCGGUCGCGGCCGCCGGCGAGGGCGAGGCCCUCCUCGCCGCCGACCCUGCCGAUGCCGCCUCGGGGCGCGCCGUCGUUGUGGGGCCCUCGGGCCUCUCCUUCCGCCUACCCGGCGCGCCGUUCGACUUCCAGUUCAGCUACUCCGAGGCGCCGCGCGCGCCGCCGCUCGCCAUCCGCGAGCCCGCGUUCCUGCCCUUCGCGCCGCCGACCAUGCCGCGGCCUUGGACGGGCAAGGCGCCGCUGCUGACCAAGGAGGAGAAGGCGCGCCGCCGGGGCGUGCGGCUGCACACGCCGCUCGGGCAGGAGCCGGCGCAGACGGUGAGCCCGCACGGGAUCAUGAUGGAGGUCAGGGGGAGGAGGCAGAUGGACCUGGCAAGGGUGAGCCCCGGCGACGGCAGGACUAGAGAUGAGGUGCUCGGCGAGCCGCUCACCCCCGCCGAGGUGCGUGCGCUCGUCAAGCCUCACAUCUCGCACAACCGACAGCUCAACAUUGGAAGAGAUGGCUUGACUCACAACAUGUUGGAAAUGAUACAUUGUCAUUGGAGGCGGCAGGAAGUCUGCAAAGUUAGAUGCCGAGGCGUUCCAACUGUUGAUAUGAACAAUCUCUGUUAUCACCUUGAGGAAAAGUCAGGAGGAAAGGUCAUUCACCGAGUAGGUGGCGUUGUUUUUCUAUAUCGAGGAAGACAUUAUGACCCACGGACUCGUCCUCGCUAUCCCCUGAUGCUCUGGAAACCUGCUACUCCUGUAUAUCCAAAACUCAUCAAGGAAGCUCCAGAAGGGCUUACAAAAGAAGAAGCAGAUGAAAUGAGAAGCAAAGGGCGGAAUCUGCCGCCAAUUUGUAAACUAGCAAAAAAUGGAAUAUAUAUCACUCUUGUCAAGGAUGUGCGAGAUGCUUUUGAAGGAAAUGACCUGGUGAAGAUUGAUUGUGAGGGUUUGAAUCCAAGCGACUACAAAAAGAUAGGAGCAAAACUAAGGGAUCUUGUUCCCUGUGUUCUUUUAUCAUUCGAUAAUGAACAGAUAUUAAUGUACAGAGGCAAAGAAUGGAAAUCCAGAUACUCGAAGCCUCUGACUCUCAUUCCAAAAGUUCCAAAGAAUAAUCCGACACCAAAAGUUCCAAAGAAUAAUCCGACAAUGUCUUCUGAUGCAAGUGGUUCAGAUGUCAAUGAAGCCACUGAUGCCAACACUCAAUUCACAGUAAGAGAAGUAUUGAGGCCCAAAAUGUUUAAAUUGUGGGAGAGUGCAGUGGACUCGUCUCUGGCAUUGCUGCUGGAUGAUGCCGAAGCAAAUGAUCUGACACCCGAUUCACUCCUGACGAGGGUUGAGGAGUUCAGCGUCACAUCUCAGGCAGUGGAGCACUCAUUUCCAGCUCUGCUUGUGGCCAAUUGUGAGGUGAACACCGAAUCUCCAAGUGCAGAAUACAUAAACGAUGAGUCUGAAACAAGCAUUGCUGGAAACCAAGAGGAACAGCUUGAGCAAUCACCUGAUCUCAGCAGCGAUGAACACUUUGAACUCGACAUGCUUGAGCGUCUGGAGUCAUCGGUGCCAUUGGGAUCCCUGCCGAUCGACACUAUGAUAGAGCAGCUGAACAGUGAGUGAACUGGAAUAGCAGUCCAGUACGUUGGGGGUUAACUGCUGAUGAUCAAAUUGCAUUCUUGGAUUGUAUAAGCAUUCUGUGCUCCAAUCGCAGUCCGUUUCCAGAGAAUUUUCAGCGAUUCGCCAGCCAAUAUGAUGUAAAGGAAUUAACUUUAGCCGUGUGGCGUGCGUAUGCACCACUUGUAAAGAACCGGCUGCACCUACCAUCAUCACCAUCAAUAAUGAAUGACAAUGACAAAUCUGUGAUUUGUCUCAACUGUGCAAUUGUGUGACAAAUU
Messenger RNA from Setaria italica (foxtail millet), 2219 nucleotides. Its product is annotated as CRS2-associated factor 2, chloroplastic. NCBI's taxonomy places the organism in Eukaryota, Viridiplantae, Streptophyta, Magnoliopsida, Poales, Poaceae. The transcript is spliced from 6 exons. Gene Ontology annotation, biological process: Group II intron splicing. The record is from RefSeq and is a predicted model, not a curated record. The coding region runs from base 70 to 1944 and encodes 624 amino acids. Gene Ontology annotation, molecular function: RNA binding.